GAUCUUGGGACUACUUUUCAGUUAUCCUUUCACCAUUAAUGUCGUAUUGGAGCUAAAAUUCUCGAUUGAAUAUAUAAAAUGGUUUCCUGAUUUGCCUCUUCGACCCGUACGAGAUUACGAGUAAAACGACGAUAAAUGGUAGAGAUUAAGUACAAUUACAAUUGAAAUCUUAUCCAUAUCUUUCAAACUCGAAUCGAUUCCAGUAUUGGAUCGAAAGCAAAGGUUCUUGGAAGUUAUUCAUUCCACGUUUGGAAUUGCUUAGAGCUCAAGUCGGCUACGAAACUUCAAAAUUACAAAUUCCUGCUUGAGUUAUCAGUCGCUUCAAUUUCCUCUGGUUGUCAUGGUGCUGACUGCUGAAGCCUCGACGUCAAAAUUUGAAGACUAGGGUUUUGUGGGUUUGUGCUUCGUUCGUUUUCCGUUGUUCCCUAUCGGAAGUAGUUUUUGUAUAAUGAAGAUUGAAUUUGUAUCGCUGUUGAGAGCAGCGUGGAUUGCGGCAAUCUUGCCUAUUCUUGUUGCUUCGCUCCCUUGUGCUUGUCUCAGUUCCUUCCAUCGAAUUGUAUUGACAUUCGCGAGCAGAGGGAAGACCAUGCCAUCUUCUUCAAAGAAAUUCACUGUUCCCCAGAGGUUCUUCCUCCAUUUUUAUGUGGUGGCUGUGGCAUUGACAACAGUUUUGCUACUUAUGACUUGGUUCUAUGCGUAUCGGAUGGCGCCAUUGAGUUCUGAGUCUUUCCAUUAUUCUACAGUUGCAAGCCACUUGACUGGAGGCUCACAUAUAUUUUCCAUGCAUAAGUCUCCUUCAACUCCUCUGAAACAUAGAUACAGGGUAUGGAAAACCUUGUUUUUGCUUUUACUGAUGGAAGUUCAAGUCCUAAGACGCCUUUAUGAGACCGUACAUGUUUUUAACUACAGCCCUUCAGCUCAGAUGCACAUUUUUGGCUACUUAACUGGGAUUUUCUUGAUAAUUUGCAAGAAAGUAGAUCUUAUCUUCCAACGGAAUGAAAUUGUGGAUGAGCAUAAGUAUCUGUUCUAUAUUGGCUCAUUGCGUGAACAGAGUGAAAAGUCAGAUGAAUACAUAAUCCCUCGUGGUGAUUGGUUUGAAUAUGUUUCUUCUCCACAUUAUCUGUCUGAAAUUGUUAUAUAUGCUGGUCUUCUGGUUGCAAGUGGAGGUUCAGACUUGACAAUUUGGCUACUUUUUGGCUUUGUGGUGGCAAAUCUCGUCUUUGCAGCCGCAGAGACACAUAGGUGGUAUCUCCAAAAAUUUGAUAACUACCCACGUACUCGGGAUGCCAUUUUUCCCUAUAUUUAUUAGAGAUGUCAACAUGACCAUGAUUUAUUGUACAACUGUGAAGAAAGGAAAACCAAAUAUAAGGUGCUUCCUGCUUCAGCCUAAAGAUGAAUUGUGUUUCACUUGCUUCCCUACCUUAUGUGUAAUGUAGAAAGUGGGGUGUAACUAAACAAUAGCCUUCUAGAAUAAUAUGAAAGUCAUGCCAAUUUUGGUC
Molecule: messenger RNA, 1499 nt
Organism: Macadamia integrifolia
Lineage: Eukaryota; Viridiplantae; Streptophyta; Magnoliopsida; Proteales; Proteaceae
Product: polyprenol reductase 2
Exons: 6
Coding region: 449-1309 (286 amino acids)
Biological process (GO): dolichol-linked oligosaccharide biosynthetic process; polyprenol catabolic process
Cellular component (GO): endoplasmic reticulum
Molecular function (GO): 3-oxo-5-alpha-steroid 4-dehydrogenase activity
Source: RefSeq, a predicted model, not a curated record